Messenger RNA from Drosophila persimilis, 480 nucleotides. RefSeq lists its product as uncharacterized. The transcript is spliced from 2 exons. Bases 95 to 469 code for a protein of 124 amino acids. The record is from RefSeq and is a predicted model, not a curated record. NCBI's taxonomy places the organism in Eukaryota, Metazoa, Arthropoda, Insecta, Diptera, Drosophilidae.
UGAAGCCUGUUAUCGUAAUGUUUGCUUUUCUUGUCAAAACAUCUAUUGCAAUAAUUGAUAAUUGUUUGCGAAGUGAUUUGUUCAGUUUCCGGGCAUGGGCAAAGUCGUGUGGCUGCUGCUGUCGGCAAUUCUUCUCGCCACUGAUGCUAUUGGAUACUCAGUACAGUUUGGAAUGAUGCAAUCCCAGGCGGUGCCCAUCUAUGAAAUGAGCUACAACAUAUCUGAAACGUUUCGUACUGUGGAGAUCACACAAAAGGAUAAAUUGAUUUCCAAUAUUAACCUGAUUUUGGUCUUGGACGAGAGUCAAGUGGAACGGGUGGUGGUGGCAACCAUACUCACGGGCGGAAUCGGCUGCAACUACACCAUACUGCAAUUUACCGGCAUCCAGCCCGAGGAAAGUCCAGUAAUAGUCACGGUACUCAUCUACGGACUGCCCAGUCGGCAGGCCUCAAAAAUACAUCUAUCUUAACCUAGCUCAAA